Molecule: messenger RNA, 1305 nt
Organism: Penicillium arizonense
Lineage: Eukaryota; Fungi; Ascomycota; Eurotiomycetes; Eurotiales; Aspergillaceae
Exons: 5
Coding region: 1-1305 (434 amino acids)
Biological process (GO): transmembrane transport; oligopeptide transport
Cellular component (GO): fungal-type vacuole; plasma membrane
Molecular function (GO): dipeptide transmembrane transporter activity; tripeptide transmembrane transporter activity
Source: RefSeq, a predicted model, not a curated record
AUGGAUUCUGUCGCAGUCGAUGAUCGGGGAGAACACAUAAAUGGCAUGCACAAGAUUGACCAGGCGCCAGCCGAUCUCCACGCUGGACGCCGGCGUAUCCCUGACAAAUUCCCACCUGUCGCACUACUGAUCCUUGUUGUCGAGCUUGGCGAGCGGUUUACUUACUUUGGCCUCAGCGGUCCAUUGCAGAAUUAUAUUAAUAACCCCUAUGUUCCUGGCUCAGACCUCCCCGGUGCGCUAGGCAAAGGGCAAGCAGUCGCAUCAGCCCUCGGAAACUUUUUCAAAUUCUGGGCUUACGCAUCUACCAUAAUUGGUGCGAUCGUCGCAGGUACAGUCUCAUAUCCCCAGCAAUAUUACAAAACUAUUGCUAAGAGUUCAUCAGACCAAUAUGUCGGUAAAUUCAAAGCCAUCACUAUCUCUCUAGGAGUCUACAUCAUUGGCUUGACUAUCUUGGUCGCUACCGCAACACCGGCCGGUAUUCACAGUAAUGCUGGAUUUGGCGGUUUGGUUGCUGCGAUGGUCAUAAUUGGCCUGGGAACCGGUGGAAUCAAGGCCAACGUGACCCCCAUGUGCGCCGAGCAAUACCAGAAUGCGGAACCAGUUCUGAAGACGCUGAAAACAGGUGAGAUCGUGGUUGUUGACCCCGAAUUAACCAUACAGCGACUCUUCAUGUGGUUCUACUGGGUCGUCAACGUCGGUGCGCUCUCGCCCUUGAUCACAGUUAAUGUUGAGGCCAAGGCAUCUUUCUGGCUUGCAUAUUUGAUUCCAUUAAUUGCAAUAUGUCUCUCGGCUAUUGUUUUCCUAUCCGGCCAGAAGCGAUAUGUUAAGGUCCUUCCACAGGGGUCCGCCAUUAUAGAUGCAUGCAAAGUCCUGAACAUUGUCCGACAGGAGAAACACUUCCAUGAUGCAAAGCCCUCAUCCCUUGAGGCUGCCGGUCGCUUGAGCAAGUACCCAUUUGCAUCUUCAUCUCGCUACACAGAUCAGUACGUUUCAGACAUUUGGAACAAUCUUAUCUCACAAGCUGGUCAAAUGGCGCUGCAUGGAACACCCAACGACCUCCUACAAAACCUAGAUCCAAUCGCCUUGUGUAUUUUCAUUCCACUUCUUGACUGUGCGUCUCCUCAUAACGAUAAGACCAAAACAUCUGCUCACAAUCAUACCUUUAGUGGGGCUUUAUCCAUUCCUCCGCAAAUUCAAAAUCAACUUCAGCCCAGUCCGUCGCAUCUUUACCGGUUUCCUGCUUGUUUCAGCCUCCAUGGUCUACGCGAGCGUGUUACAACACUUUAUCUACAUAUCACCAACUAA